AUGAUGAGCUGCACCGCUGCUCCAUGGGCAUUAGUGCCUUGUCGAAGGGCACUGGUGGCGGAACAUGCGUUGUGGAUUGGGAAUCAGGUCGGAUUGUGGAAGCAUCGCCAGACCUCAUCGAUUGGUGGGGUGAUUACUCUCCCAGGAUGCGUUUCGAAGAGUUGUUCCGCGACCCUGAAGACAAGGACGAGAUGUUCGAAGCAUUCAGCUUCAACCCAUUUCCUUACAUCUGGGAACCUCGCGGCCGUGGAGAAAAUGGAUAUUCAACCCGUGACUUCUUCAAGCGGCUCUGGCCACUGGGAGGAAAGAAAGAAAGUGAGCCACGUCGGCGAGGAGUUCAAGGAGGCAGAAGGUGCUGGGCCCACCUCAGAUCAUUUCUUUGUCCUUUCAUUGCCGCCAUCUUGCUUCAAAUACUUGUUUAUGUUUGGACUAGGUCACUUCGAUGCGCUGCGCCCACACUGCCGAUGGGACUGUGAGGGGAUGUGUGGAACAAUCUUGCAGGAGGCUUUUGGUGCCAAAACUCAAAAGCCACUGUUGACAGACGAGCUCCAUGAUAAUGAGGACAAGUGGAGCGACGAGGAGCUCACCAAAUGCUUUGAGCAGGAAGCUUGCAGGAUAAAAGGCAGCUUGCAGAAUGUGGAUUUCGAGGACAUGGCGACAGCUUUGUCCACACGAUGGCUGAAGCGGCUGGAGAAGGAUGAAGACAAGAAACGCAAGGGUCGGCAUGCUCGAGCGUUUCUUCGAAGUCAUGCACUAGACAUUCUCCUGUCUUGCUUGACCAAAACAGAGGUGGGGCGCACUGCUAUCUUCGUGGCCGCCGGCCUUGACCCUGACAGGGAAAGCAUUGAGAGUGCGGCCAUCUCUCCUGCAGUGCCGCUGCGGCUGCUUUUGUCCAAGACCUCGGCCUUUUGGCAGAGAUGUUCCAAAAGCCUCCUGGCUGCAAGACUGAAGGAUGACUUUUUACAGACUGUCUUGAUGGACUCCUUGCUGAAUUUGCUGUCCUCUGUGGGCAAACCAGGCAAGGCGCUGACCCGGAAUUUGGCUUGUUGGAUGAGGAUGGAUGCUAGCGAGGUGCCAGUGCGCAUGGCCAUCAGGAAUAUCCAGGUCAUUGAGGCCCAAAUACAACAAAUCACAGAUGGAUGGAAGGAGAUGGUGCAGAAGUUCGACGAUGCUCCCGAAUGUCCUCUGAAGGUGGGCGAUGCCGUGUGGGCUGAGUGGCCCCGCACUGGCCGGUGGUUUCGUGGUGAAAUCAUAGAGCUCCUGGAUGAUUAUGCCAUGAUCCAGUGGCUGCAACGCCCGACCAACGUCAAGGGAGGACACGAAGACCAUUAUUUGAUUUCAGCGGUUGGGGAGUAUUUCAACUUCGACCAGCCCACGGAGGUCCUUAAAGUUGCUGUUUUGCCAGCACUCUUUUCGCGGCCUCAGCCAAUUCCAGAACAAGAGGAGGAAGGCUGGUCACAGUUCGUGGACGCGGCUGAGAAUCUCACUACCAAGUACCACCAGUUGAGAGCCUUGUUCGAAGAUCUGGGCAAGAAUGACAAGUCCGAACUCAAGAAAAUGUCAGAGUUCGAGAAGAAGAAGUCGGAAGAGGCAAUCAAGACGCUUCAUGGCACCACCAAGUCCAUCAUUGGCGUCAAAAAGGACUUCGCCAGCCGGGCCAAAGCACCUGGAGCUGCUAGCGCUUUGGUUUCCAACUUCUUGAAUGAAGCGGUGGAUAUUGCAAGUGACUUGGAAGCGGAACUAGCCAAACGCCUCGAAAAUGCAACGGCAAUGGAUGGGGCACAUGAAAGACUGCUUGGCAUGCGAGACAAAGUUGCCAAGUGUUGCUUAGACGCGGAACGACUCAGAGGUAGAUACAUGGAGGAAUUGUUCAACGGAUUGCAUUCGUCGAUUUAUGGCGAGGAUGCCGCAUUCCUGGUGCAGGAUUUCAAUACAACGCAAAGCGUCAAGAACACCAUCACCAACGCGAUCAAGCUCGCAGACCAGUGUUGGAAAGAGGCAGUGCAGUUCGCAGCAGAAACCAUCGAUGGACCCAUGGCCGUCGGCUGCGAGGAAGUCAGCCGAGCCGCCACGAGAUACAAGGAGAUGAGGCCGGAGUUGAAGAAGAUUCAAGAACGGCUUGCUCAAGUAGAAAGGAGUGCUCCGGAAAUACCGCCUGGAAGAAAGAGGAAGGUGAUAAAAAAGGGGAGCUCACUGGGCAGCCAAAUUGCCAUGGAAACCAAAGGCUACUUGCGCACCCAAUCUGAGCUUUUACAAGCGCAGGAGGAGGCGGCUGCUCCUGCAGAGUGGGCACCGGAUUUCCCAGAGGUCGAUUUCAACUCCCAAGCUGCAACUGCAGCUUUCACCGCAAAGGAGGUGCAACAUGUGCAACGUCCAGCAACUAUCCCGGAGCAAUCUUCAACUGUAGAUGCUGAUGACCAGGUCAAGGACUCGCCUCCGGGGGCGCCCCAAGAGACGGAGACAGAGACUAAGGCUGCAGUUGAUCCGGAACCCGGGUCCAAAGCUAUCCCGGCUCCGGCCACUAUCGCCAUCUCCAGCAAGGCCGAGCCAAUACAGCCAUAUUCAGCCUUUGAGCAGUUGGGAUGUCAGUGGCACCCUGGAGGUGUCGGCCAGGGUCGUUCCCAUCUGGAAGAUCGCUGGUCGCUACGGACAACAAAUCACGAAGCUCUGGGUCCAGACCUCAAUGUGAGUGACAUCGAAUCGAGAUCAAACACCCACCGCCCAGUGCAAAUUGCCUUGCCGAACGAGUGGGAGGCAGCAGUGCUGGAGCGUGAGCAAGCCGUUGCAAAGAGGGAAAAAGAAGCUAGUGAGAAGAAAGCAUUCAACGAGGAACUUUGCGAAACCUUGAAAGAGCUGCAUCAAAAAAUGAUGCUGCAGCAGCAGAUGCUGCAAAAGAGGGAAGAAGAGGCGAAGCAGGUGCCCGCCACAACUGGGAAGACUCCGGAGACACAGACGCCCCCAAGCGCCCGCGCUUUCUGCAGUGCCGAUGGAGGGCCUGCCCCAGUGACAGUGAAGGGGAACGAGGCCGUGUGA
Messenger RNA from Cladocopium goreaui, 3033 nucleotides. NCBI's taxonomy places the organism in Eukaryota, Dinophyceae, Suessiales, Symbiodiniaceae. The record is from the annotation of a GenBank genome assembly.